This is a messenger RNA of Penicillium malachiteum, 627 nucleotides long. RefSeq lists its product as uncharacterized. Bases 1 to 627 code for a protein of 208 amino acids. The transcript has 2 exons. NCBI's taxonomy places the organism in Eukaryota, Fungi, Ascomycota, Eurotiomycetes, Eurotiales, Aspergillaceae. The record is from RefSeq and is a predicted model, not a curated record.
AUGAGCAAAGAUCACUCUCAAGCCCCCUCCGAAAGAGCAGUCUUAGCCUUCAUGGCGGGAUGCAAUGAAUUUUAUCAACAAUGUAAGCCGCUGGUUCACCCUCUUCUAAAUUUUCUCGAAAACGAAUUCGACUUGAAGCUUGGACACCAAGAACUCGAUCUUCCCAUGGAUACAUUUGAAGAAAACCCAACUCAGAAGCACAUUCGAGAAGCUAUCGUUCCCUUACUGAUGGCCGAGUUUCGCGAGAAAGGCUGCGAGUUUGAUGAGAUUAAGGAUCAUGAUAUCUUCAUAGCGGCGUUUCAUUGGUUUGUCAACUAUGACAGAGCUGUUUCUGUAUUUGGAUUCGAAUCCAAGCACCCGAAAACUAGGCAUCCUGGGGAUCUCGUUCUAAGAGACCCUGCUAUUAGUGCCAAACUUUUCAAAGUAUCUCAUCACCUUGCUCGUGUUUUGGCAUAUGAUUCAACCGGUAGACUGCCAAAAUACGCACCACUUGGCUCCCGUUUCGCGCCCGAAUCCUUUUAUGGAGAACGAGGAACAUACAGUGACGAAGACGGUUCAACCCACGGAAGCAAUGCUGAGAUAGAUGAAUGUGAUAACGCGGAAGAGAAGGAGUUACCGGAAUACUAA